This is a messenger RNA of Mucor mucedo, 1731 nucleotides long. RefSeq lists its product as uncharacterized. Lineage: Eukaryota; Fungi; Mucoromycota; Mucoromycetes; Mucorales; Mucoraceae. The coding region runs from base 40 to 1689 and encodes 549 amino acids. Gene Ontology annotation, molecular function: flavin adenine dinucleotide binding; oxidoreductase activity, acting on CH-OH group of donors. The transcript has 4 exons. The record is from RefSeq and is a predicted model, not a curated record.
GGGGCAUUUGUUUACCUUUUUGUAUCUUAAUUUUAAACAAUGCCGCGUCUUGAACCAAGUGAAAUACACCAACGACAAUACGAUUUUAUUAUUGUGGGCGGCGGUACGGCUGGUUGUGUCUUAGCCAACCGAUUAUCCUCUUGUGGUAAAUAUACCGUGCUCGUUUUGGAAGCAGGCAGUGUGACACAAGAAGAUUCACUUGAAGUGCAGAUCCCGUUACUGAAUGGCAAAUUGAAAAAUACACCUUCUGAUUGGCAAUUAAAGUCUGUUGACCAAAAAAAUGCAAAUGACCGUACCAUUCCUGUGCCUCUUGGCAAAUUGUUAGGAGGGUCCAGUGCCUUCAAUGCUUGCAUUUUGCAUCGUUGUUCGCCCUCGGAUUAUGAUGCAUGGAAUACUGAAGGAUGGUUCUAUGAGGAUUUAAAGGGCUAUUUCCGUAAAGCAGAAACAUUUCAUGAUGAUGCAGUAGAUGUGGACGAAUCUGUACAUGGUGUAAACGGUCCUUUGCAUGUAUCUCACAUGAAUAAAACCACAACUCUUGGUACUCAAUUUACAAAAGCAUGUCAAAAUUACGGACUUAAAGAGUAUCGUGAUAUGACUGACUUAAAGUGUCAAAUUGGCGUAACUGGUAUGGAUGGUACCAUUUAUCAAGGUCAACGUUCUUCUACUGGCAUAAGCUACCUCCCCACGGACAUUCAAAACAACAGACCUAACCUGUUCAUUGGUCUUGGAUGCAAGUUAGCACGCAUUGUUGUAAAGGACAACAUAGUCUCGCAUGUAGAAUAUACCGCUACUGGCCAGGAUGAUGUCUACACCGUAACUGCAGAUCGUGAAGUGAUUUUAUCUGCUGGUGCUAUUUUAUCUCCCUUAUUGUUACUGUUGAGUGGUAUUGGUCCUAAAGAAGAACUGGAACAGCGGUGUAUAGAAGUUCAAGCUGAUUUACCUGGUGUAGGUAAAAACCUUCAGAAUCAUUGGCGAUUACCUAUUGUUCAUGAAACUACUCGACCUGAAAUGUCUUUACAUCGUGGUUUGUUUAAAGAAGCCAAGGAAUCAUUGAAUAGGGCUAUCAAUUCAAAAGAUGGUGCUUUUACACAAUUAUGGCCUGAUGCUGUAGCAUACAUGAAAAUUCCGGAUGCGCCUGACAAUAGCAGUAGUGUUGAAAAUACUCCGCAAAUUGAAUUAUUCACGGGUGGAUUAGCGCUAUGUCGCGAGCUGCCAAAUUUGAAAGAUACCGAUUGUGCAACAUUACUAAUGGUAUAUAUCACUCCGUUUUCAAAGGGCUCUGUUACAUUGACAAAUGAGAAGGAAGCUUGUGUUGAUCUGGGACUCUUGCAGGAUGAAAGAGAUUUGGAGUGUUUAGAAAAAGGGUUAGCUGUAUCUAUGCAAAUUGCUAAUGAUGCUGAAUAUAAGGACCAUUGCAUUAAGCGAUGGCUUAUGUACCCUGAGACAGACGUCAAACAAUAUAUCAAAACACAUGUUGAUACACUCCAUCAUUAUGCAGGCACUUGCAAGAUGGGACCAAAAGAAGACAAAUUUGCUGUAGUUGACAGCCAUUUAAGGGUACACAAUGUCAAGGGUAUUCGUGUGGUAGAUGCGUCAUUUUUCCCCAUUGUUCCUGCCGGUCAAAUUUGCUUUCCCGUUAUUGCGUGCGCUGAACGUGCGUCAGAUAUCAUACUUGAAGAUUGUAAAUAAACAAAACAUCUUGGGUACAAGAUAUAAGUUUUUUAUUUAAAA